AUGCCCAAGUCCAAGCGCGAAAAGCUCCUCCACCUGACGCAGGUCGCCAAGAAGACCCGCGAGCACAAGGACCGGCUCUUCUCCAGCAUCCGCGACGCCGUGCCCGAAUACGAGCACUGCUUUGUCGUGCACGUCGAGAACAUGCGGAACCAGCAUCUGCACGAGCUGCGCCAAGAGCUUUCCGACAGUCGCCUCUUCCUCGGCAAGACCAAGCUCAUGGCUCGCGCCCUCGGCACGUCGCCCGGCGAGGCUCUCCUGCCCGGCAUCGACCGUCUGGCCGAGCGGUACAUGCACGGCACCGUUGGCCUGCUGCUGACCAGCCGCCGCCCCGACGAUGUGCGCGCCUACCUCGACGCCAUCAGCCCCGUCGACUUUGCCCGCGCCGGCACCGUGGCCACCCGCGACGUCAUCAUCCCCCACGGCCAGCUCUACAGCACCGGUGGCCUCGUGCCUGCGGCUGACGACGUCCCCAUCGCCACCGCUCUCGAGCCCGAGCUGCGUCGUCUCGGCGUGCCCACCAGCAUCAAGGCUGGCAAGGUCGUCCUCGAGGCCCCCGACAACGCCGACACCGACACCGACAGCGAGACCGCCGCCGUCGGCGGCUACCCCAUCUGCCGCGCCGGCCAGGUCCUCGACAGCCGCCAGUCCCGCUUGCUGCGCCUCUUCGGCAUCUGCCUCAGCGAGUUCCGCGUCGGCGCCCUCGCCUACUGGUCCGCUGCCUCCGGUGAGGUCACCGAGCUCGCUCCCCCGCUGCCGUCCACGACGUCCGCUGGAUCCCGCGCCCUUAAGAAGACGGCCGCCGAUGUCGACGACAUCGUCGUCGAUGACGAUGACAAUUAA
Molecule: messenger RNA, 840 nt
Organism: Grosmannia clavigera kw1407
Lineage: Eukaryota; Fungi; Ascomycota; Sordariomycetes; Ophiostomatales; Ophiostomataceae
Product: 60S acidic ribosomal protein
Exons: 2
Coding region: 1-840 (279 amino acids)
Biological process (GO): nuclear-transcribed mRNA catabolic process; ribosomal large subunit biogenesis; ribosomal large subunit assembly
Cellular component (GO): nucleolus; preribosome, large subunit precursor
Molecular function (GO): RNA binding
Source: RefSeq, a predicted model, not a curated record